UCGAUAUUCGAAGGGUGCGCUGCAAUCCACCAGCGGAACAGCAGUUAGCACCGGUGCUACUACGGGGAGCUUCAGCAGCAGCAGCAGCAGCACCAGUAACACCGUUCCAAACAACCACAACAAUACACGAGAGAUACUCGAAUCAAAAAUGAAGUGCCUUAUUGUUAUUGCCUUUGCAGUAUUCGUCUUUGAUGUUGUACGAUGUCAGGAUAUUGAUUCCAGAAAUUUAAGAUGUCUAGUUUGUAGAACAACUAUCGAUGAAUUAACAAACGAACUGAGUAAAAUUAGUCCUGAAAGAGAAAUUGAAGUUGGGAACUUCCGUUUGGAUGGAAAAGGAAACACCAUUAGGAAAAAGGUUCCACUUGCCCGAUCGGAAGUUCAUAUUUCCAAUGUUUUGGAUGAAAUUUGUGGAAAACUGUCUGAUUACGUCAGAGCUAGAUAUAAGUCUAAUGGUCAGUUGACUAUUCUGAAUUUACUCGAUUCUUCUGGAGGCAUGAACCCAGAGAUAGCUAAAGUUGAUAUUAUUCAAGAUUCAGAUUUGAAUAAAAGCCUUAAAUAUCACUGCGAAGCAAUUAUUGAAGAGUUUGAGGACGGAAUUGUAAACGUAUUCCGCGAUGGUGGAAAAGAUGCUGACAUCAAAGUUUGUUCUGAAAUUGCAAAUCUCUGCGAUGACACAAUACCGGAUGACGAGGAAAAUAAGGAAGGCGACGCAUCCGAGGAAAAUCUCGGUGACAGGAUAGAAUUAUGAUGAUUGAAAUGUUUAAAUUUUAUUUUAGUUAGUCAAAAAUAUGGUAACACUGUACCAUUGUCACAGAGAUAAUUCCUAUAAACGAUUGUUAAUUACUAUCCAUGCAACACUCCAUGGAUGUCAAUCAAAUUUUAAUCAUUAAAGCAUUCUCUGUUUCUAUCUA
Messenger RNA from Cephus cinctus (wheat stem sawfly), 911 nucleotides. RefSeq names its product protein seele (gene sel). Bases 149 to 748 code for a protein of 199 amino acids. The record is from RefSeq and is a predicted model, not a curated record. Gene Ontology annotation, cellular component: endoplasmic reticulum. NCBI's taxonomy places the organism in Eukaryota, Metazoa, Arthropoda, Insecta, Hymenoptera, Cephidae. The transcript has 5 exons.